AUGGAUUAUAACCGACUCUUUCAGAAUAAGGAUAGAGAUGCUGGUGAUCAGGAAUCUUCUUCUGAGCCAAAACCGUUCUCUUUCAAUUUGGGCGGUGACAGUACUACCGGCAAUGCUCUCCAGAACAAACCAUCUGGUGUUGGAUUUAAUGGUUUAUUUUCAAAACAGCCAGAAAACUCAUAUAUUGACGCGCAACCACUAGAAACAAACAAAUUACCUGAUAUCGGUAUGGUGGAACAUUCUAUAUUUGGUGCAUCGGCAACCGGAGCCCCGCCUUCCUUUGGUGCUCAGAGUACUGAGACCAAGUCCUUAUUCAGUAAUUCAAGCAGUAGCGGGAGCUCUCAACCGCCUUUAUUUGGUGGCUUCGGUAGAUCUAAUAAUGACCAAGUUUCUCGAGAGCAAUCCUCUGUUGUCACCAAUAGCAGCACUCAGGGCAAUUCCAUAUUUGGAAUUUCAACGAAUAAUAAUAACUCUUCAUCUUCGCAGACACCCAGCUUAUUUAAUAAAAAUACUGGGCCAACUUUUACCUCAACCUCUUUGUUUGGAAGUGGGAGCCACGAGGCAAGUGUCGGAUCCUCAGGGUUUAAUAUUCAGAAACCCUUAUCAUUUUCAGCUACGAGUUCUGCAACGUCGGAAUCUACUCAGGCACCUAAAAGCGAGAAGACGGAGGAUUUGUCUAGUACACUAGCGGGUAAAAAUGAAGGUUUUAAAUUCGGUUCUGGUGAGAAAUCUGGUAAUUCUUGGUCCUUUUCUAGCACUAAGGCAAAUGAGACUACAGCUGGUCAGAAAAAUGAUAGUCGAAUUGGCACCGGCAAUACCAACAUUUUUAACUCUAUUUCAACAGGCACGAACGAUUCCAUAUUUGGACAAAACUCGACUGCAAUAACUAACACUGGAAGUGUCGCUCUUCCUGCCUUUAAUUUAAAGGGCUCUGCGUCGCAAUCGGCAAGUGACAAUAUUUCUAGUCAGACAGCACGCCCUUCUUUAUUCGCUAGUUCGAAUAGCAAUGAAGAAAGCAGAUUUGGGGCAACAGACUCAGGUGCACCCUUAGCUGUGCCUUCGAUUGGUCUUGAUCUUUUAAGUCAAGUAACUUCGUUAGAUACAAAUUACCCAGGUAGAGAUACAAUAGAAUCUAUCGAUUCUGGCUUUUUAGACUACGAGCCUAAUAUGGAUUCUAACAACUUGGAGACAUCACAGCCUAGUGUAUCAGAAUUUUCAACGGCACCUGAGUUCACUUUAGAAGAUGCUCCUAUUCAAAAUGGAGGAUUGGAACAUUGGCACAAUAUGAAUAGAACAUUGAAGUUUACAAUUAGUACUGUUGGCAAUGGGGGUGUCGCUUGGAUUGACCGUCGCAAUAGGGAUAAACAGAGUAUUCAGAAUGAGCCAACUGGAGAUAUAAUACAGGAGGAAAAAAAACUGUUCAGUGCUAAUAUUCCUUCGCAGAUUCCAAAUUCUCCGGGAUACAUUCAGUUUGUUAAAGACUGUUACAAUAUUGUGAAGGAAUGUCAAGAUGAGAUCGAAUCAGAUAGUAGUGGCCCGGUUAAUGUCGUUUGCAAACAUUAUUUCAACCUUCUUUACAAUAGAAUCCUGGAGUCACUCAAUUAUGUAGAAGAUGAUACGCAGAUGAUGGAUGUGUCGUUCAUUGUUUAUUGUUUCUUGGUGGUUUAUUUCGAAGCAAACGUGAAGAGCGAAUCAGAGCCCUUUGCCAAGGCAUUCUCAAAGUGGGCUAAUACAGUAGAUGAGGGAUCCUCACCCGAAGAUGCAGCUGAAAUAAUGAGAAUGUCUCCACCUACAAAGCAUCCCUUGUACUGGGACUUUGUGCAUGACAGAGCCAGCCGUGGACUACUUGAAGUUUGUGCUAGUACCUUGCAAGAAGCAAAUUCAAAAGAAAUGGCAGCCGAUGUCCGUGAGUCCAUCCACUAUGCCACCCAAUUGCUUCGUUCGUAUCCAAAUGAAGAAGGCUCUGAGUAUAAGUUUCACCAGUGGAAAAGACAAUGUAAUAUUGCCCACGGCCAUGCGCAGGACAUAGCAGAUCCAGCAUUGCGCAUCCAAUUAGUCCGGCUCUUCGACAUUCUCAGAGGACAUAAGGCAACAAUUCUGGAGCAGAACUCCAAUAGUUGGUUCGUAGCUCUUUCAGCUUUGGUUAUGUUUAAUGAUCCAUCAAGGAGCCGCCUGAAGGAGUAUUUUGACAUUGUACAGGCGGAGAUUCCUAUCGAUAGUCUAUUAAAAUGGGAAAGCGGUUGUGCGGCGGUUAUUUCAGGAGAUAUUCUGGUUGCUAUUCAAAAACUGGAAUCACUUGAUAGUUGUGUAGCGACAGCUGUUGCCCAGCUGUGCCAAAUGCGAGGAUUACUAGAUGAUUAUGGUAUUGUUCGGAUCAAUAAUGAGCCCUCAGUUCGGGACUGGCUAGUUUUGAGUCACGGCCAGAAUUGCAUUACUAGCGAGAUACCUGAGUUGGAAAAGAUUGGUAUUAACAUAUUGGUAGAUUUGGAUAUUCCUCAAUCUCGGGCUACUCUUGCCGAGUAUCUUCCAAGAUACGUAGCACAUGACGUAGAAGAGCUAGAGUGGGUACUUUCUACUGCUAAUGAGUUAGGAUUACACGAUACGGAGCGCCAAAUCCACCGCAUAGCUGCCCGUAACUACGCUUUUAAUGGAUGCUUCCUUGAGGCUUUCUUUGAGCUCGAUAAGGCUAAAGAUGCAUCAGCCCUCCAAGCUCUGAGUUGGCAACUUUUCGAAGACUCAUUAGUUUUCAACGAGCCAGCUGCCGAAGAUCUUACUAUACAGGCAGUUCUGCCAAAUAGCGGAGUCGAACUGUCUCCCCUAGUUCAUGAGAUCAUGGCACCAUUUGCAGUUCUUAAUGAAGCAUUUGAGCUCCUUCGAAGUGAAAAAUAUAUACAAGCUGGUGGCCGGAUUCUUGCUCUAUUACGAUUUCCAUAUCUCCCUGGCCGGUUUGUUGCACCACUUCUUUCGAUGAUCAUUUCUCUUCUGUCUCACAAUAAACAGCCCCGAAGUUUCACCAGUACUGAUCUUGUUCUGGUAAUGGAUACGUUGGAUAUGUGGGAAAAACAAGCUACAAAUACCAAGGAUCAUGUUGAUACGAGUGGUUAUAAAGAGGGUUUGGCCAUUAUUGAAAGGGCUGUUCACACGGCUAAGACUGAAGAGACCUUACCAUUGAAGAAUAAUGAUUGGCGGGCUCUUCUUCUUUCCAUUCCUGUUGAAAAAAUUCCAGACUUUAUUAUCAGUACUGGUAGAAUAGUGCUUGCACGUGAAGUAUCUCGUGCUUAUUUAUCAGGACUCUAG
This is a messenger RNA of Sugiyamaella lignohabitans, 3297 nucleotides long. It is a transcript of the gene NUP85, whose product is annotated as Nup85p. Gene Ontology annotation, biological process: protein import into nucleus; positive regulation of DNA-templated transcription; mRNA export from nucleus. Bases 1 to 3297 code for a protein of 1098 amino acids. Lineage: Eukaryota; Fungi; Ascomycota; Dipodascomycetes; Dipodascales; Trichomonascaceae. Gene Ontology annotation, cellular component: nuclear pore outer ring. The transcript has a single exon. Gene Ontology annotation, molecular function: structural constituent of nuclear pore. The record is from RefSeq and is a predicted model, not a curated record.